UUCUCUCUCCUCUCUCUCUCUCUCUCUCUCUUUCUCACACUAAAACAAUUUAUAAACCCUUUUUCUUGUACGUCUUUCUUUUCUCUGUCCUCUCGACUCUCUACAAGCAAAGGAUCCGACGUUUACUUAUCCGAUUUGGGGAAAUAUGUCUGAGGCAUCUAAAACACCUCUGGUUCCUAAAGAUGAAGAGAAGUCUGGUGCGGCUGUUAGUACUACUUCUGCAGGGACACCGUCUGGGCAGGGAAGAGUGAGCUAUGACAGGAUUGCUUAAUGAUCCAAGCAUCAAGGAAUUGGCCGAACAGAUAGCCAAAGACCCUUCAUUUAAUCAGAUGGCAGAACAGCUUCAGAAAACCUUUCAAGGUGUUUCAGUUGAUGAGGGUAUUCCCAACUUUGAUACCCAACAAUAUUAUUCAACAAUGCAACAAGUCAUGCAAAAUCCACAGUUUAUGACUAUGGCUGAGAGGCUUGGCAGCGCAUUAAUGCAGGAUCCAGCCAUGUCAGGCAUGCUUGAGAAUUUGACAAAUCCAGCCAAUAAAGAUCAACUUGAAGAGCGAAUGGCACGUAUCAAGGAGGAUCCAUCCUUAAAGCCUAUUUUAGAAGAGAUCGAGAAUGGUGGUCCUGCUGCAAUGAUGAGGUAUUGGAAUGAUAAAGAGGUCCUCCAGAAGUUGGGUGAAGCAAUGGGAUUUGCUGUUGGAGCAGAAGGUGCCACAUCUGCUGGUGAAGCUGCUGAAGAUGAAACAGAGGAAGCAAAUGAUGAGGAAUCCAUUGUUCACCAUACAGCUAGUGUUGGUGAUGUUGAGGGUUUGAAAAAGGCUAUAGCUGAUGGUGCUGAUAAAGAUGAAGAAGACUCCGAGGGAAGGACUGCGUUACAUUUUGCAUGUGGAUAUGGCGAGGUUAAGUGUGCCCAAGUGCUCUUGGAGGCUGGGGCCAAGGUGGAUGCUUUAGAUAAGAAUAAGAACACCCCUCUCCACUACGCUGCUGGAUAUGGCAGGAAGGACUGUGUGGAGCUUCUUUUGAAAAACGGCGCUGCUGUCACUCUUCAAAACUUAGAUGGGAAGACACCAAUUGAUGUUGCUAAACUAAAUAACCAAAACGAGGUACUCAAGCUCCUUGAGAAGGAUGCUUUUCUAUGAGUAGAAAGGCAUUUUGCCCCAUUGUACACUUGCAAUCUCAACGUGUUAUAGGGUCGGUGUGGUAUUAGACUCGUAUAUUUUCAUGAGCGGAGGAGUGUUGGCAUGACAACUUAAUUUGUUGCCUUAAAAUCAUAUAUGGUGGUGUAUGAUGGUAACAUUUCUGGAUUGUUCAAUUUAAUUACAUCGACCGAGUGUUGAAGGAAUACUUGAUUGUGUUGUGGUUUGGGUGAUUCCUGCCUUGAAUAAUCACUCCAUAGUUUGAGGCAGCGGGUGGUUAUAGAUGAUGACAGAGUAUAUCUGAUGUGCAAUGAUCGUCCCUAUGUACUUAGUUUAUAGUCGGUUUGUAUUGAAGUCUGGCAGGCUGCAGUCCAGCUUGAGAAUUUCUGGAAAUGGGUUAUUUGGUAGGUUUUCUGCCGCUGGAAACGGCGUUUA
Molecule: messenger RNA, 1565 nt
Organism: Sesamum indicum (sesame)
Lineage: Eukaryota; Viridiplantae; Streptophyta; Magnoliopsida; Lamiales; Pedaliaceae
Product: ankyrin repeat domain-containing protein 2B
Molecular function (GO): protein binding
Source: RefSeq, a predicted model, not a curated record